GGAAGAGAUCAACACAGAUGAAACCAAUGAAAUAUGCUGAAGGAAACUUAGUUACGAUCAGAGAGGAGAAACAAAGGAAACAGUGGACUGACCACUUCAGAAAGCUCUCGAAUCAACCACCACCACCACCUGCAACUCGUCCGGAAAUACCGCUAGCAACGGCAAAACUGUCAGUAAACACAGGCUCUCCGACAAAAGCCGAAGUCCUGAAUGCCAUAUAACUGCUGAAAUCCGGGAAAGCAGCAGGAUUAGAUGGAAUUUCAGAAAACAGAAACUGAAAACAGACGUAGAGACACCAGUGGACGUGCUCACACCACUACUGCAGAAGGUUUGGAAGGAAGGAAGGAAAGGUACCUGCCCACUGGUUGGCAGAAAGGCUACCUUGUCAAACUUCCAAAGAAGAGUGACCUAAGUCUUUGCAAGAACUGGCGAGGAAUCAUGCUCCACCCAGUCCACCCCAAGCAAAAUAUUAUGCAGCAUCAUCCUGGAGAGACUAAACAUUGCUCUGCAUUCAAAAUUACGACCGGAACAGGCUGGUUGGCUGGCUUCAGGACGAACGAAUCAUGUGCGCAUCCAAUUUCAACUUCAUCGACUUUGAAAAGACCUUCGGCAGCGUUGACCGGGAAGUAAUUUGACAGGCAGCUGCUUCAACACGACGGUUUUAGUGCCACAAAUCUUUAUCAACCUCAUUCAACAGCUAUAUGCUAUAUGAUGCUACAUGCCGAGUGAUCCGCAAUGGAAAGACGAGUGACGCCUUU
Messenger RNA from Heterobilharzia americana, 758 nucleotides. The record is from the annotation of a GenBank genome assembly. Lineage: Eukaryota; Metazoa; Platyhelminthes; Trematoda; Strigeidida; Schistosomatidae.